Cetraspora pellucida is the source of this 2586-nucleotide messenger RNA. The record is from the annotation of a GenBank genome assembly. Lineage: Eukaryota; Fungi; Glomeromycota; Glomeromycetes; Diversisporales; Gigasporaceae.
AUGACACCAGAAAUUAGCACAAAUAGACUAGCUCAAGCUGAAGAUAGUUUGCAGAUAAUAAAAAAUCGAUUUUGUAAAUUACAACAGGAUCUAGCUUUAAAAGAAGAUUAUAUUAAAUAUCUUGAAAAAGAAAUUUUAAUUCAAGAUGAAGAUUUGGAUCCAUUGCGACAAGAAAUUUCUAAUCUCAAAGAACAGUUAGAAAAGGCACUUCAAGAUUCUAAAAGCCAAGAGAAUUAUGAUAAAAUCGACAUACUUAAUGAAAAAAUACUUAUUUUGUAUAAAAAUUCUAAUGAUACUAUAGAGAUGGCACAACCACCAGAAUCACCCAGAUUAUCACUACCUGAAAAUCAAGCCAUGAUUCAAAAUAAUAGGAUUCAGCAAGAGAUUAAUAAUAUUAGACAGUAUUUUCAAAGCCCAGUUACAAUAGCCUCUACAAUAAAUGGUAUUGUAGAUUAUCUUAAUAUAAUUUUUAAUGCUGGCAAUAGGUUUGAAAGAUUGGUACUAGAUAUAUAUUCACGGGCGAAUACUCAUGCAAUUAAUGCAGAAAAUCAAGCCUAUGAAGCUCACAGAACACAACACAGUAUAUUUAAAUCUCGAGAACUUGAUGGUCGAAUUACAAUCUGUAUGCAAAAAAGACAAAUAUCAAAAUUGCUUCUAGAAAAAUUUGCAUUGGGAUUUAAGAAUAGACGAACACAACAGCAACUACAAGAAUAUAAGACAGAUGAAGCAAUUACUACACACCUCUUAAAUCUUACAAAAAAUCGAUACAGCAAAUGGAAUAAUAAAUGCAAGACUCUAGAAAAUGAUUUAUUACUUUGGAGUAAGUGGAAAAAUCAUGCUCGAAAUUUUGAACAAUUAAUAAAUAAUUUACAAGCACAAAUUUUAUUGUUAUAUAAUAAUCCACCAAAUAUGGCUACAGUUGCAGGAGACUUAACCAGUAUUGCACCAUUAAUUGCGGAGAUUCCAAAUUAUAGUAGACAAAUUCUACCAGAUGAAUGGUAUCAAGGCAUUAAUAAAAUAUUAACUUUAAUAGCAAUCAUAGCAGCUGCCUUUAAUGAUGCACUUCGAGCAGAAAUUUUAAAAAGUAAGAUGACUGGAAAAUAUACAAACAUACCUGUUCAACACGCUGGUAAUAAUAUUGAUACCCCAGCCUGUUUCAUUAUUUGGUUGCAUCAUAAAUAUCAAACAGAAACAGUUGGUACACAACAAGUUGCUACUCAAAGAUUAGCACAAGAAAAAUUCUUACCAUUUGAUAAUCCAGAAUCAUAUGAGGCUAGAAUCUGCUCCAUUCCUGACCAAAUCUCUCAAACUUCAGCUGUUAAUAUACAAAAUAAAUUACAUUCCGAUAGUAGUGAUAUAUCUCAAGCUGAACUAGAUAGUAUAAUAAAAUCACAAUUAGCUUUAGUACUAACUACUUCUAUUCAGUCUUCACAGCUCCAGAAAACACAAGCUUUACAGUCUCAGCAAAAGCAACCCAAUUUCAGUAACUACCUUAGAGUAUCAAAUAAAUAUAUGCCAGAAAGACCACCAGAUGGGUAUGGUGUAAAUUCUGAAAAAUUUAUUCAUUGUGAUCUUAUAAACCCAACUUCUUCAGCCAGCCAAAUUAUAGAAUCUUUAGCUAAUAAUCUUUAUAAAAAAGUGUCAGAUAUGUUUUCGGCAAAGCCAGUGCAAUCAAUGAAAAAUAUUGAAGUCAACUUUGAUAAAGAACUGGCUGAUCAUAUGGGUAAGUUAUCAAUAAAUAAGGCUUUGUCAAAAGGUUUUGAGGCAGGAGUUCAUGCUAUAUCCAAAUCUCACAAGAUCAAUAAGGAACCUAAAUCUCGCAAGAGGGGUGGAAGUAAGCAAACAGUUUUAGAACAAACUAUUCAUAAAAUUAUCCAAAAGCUAGCUCCAGAGAUAUCCAAUUCGGAUGAAGAUGAGACUUUGGAUGACCCUAUAGAAAUUAAUUUUGUUUGUCAGAAAGAACCUGAUACAGGUAUUGUGACUAUACCAUGCAAAAUUAAGCAUUUAAAAAUCCCAGCAAUGAUACUUGAUAGUGGGGCUGAAACUGAGAUCAUAACAGAAGAUAUUGUUAAGUGUAUAAAUGGAAAAAUUGAUAGAUCUGUGAAGUAUGACCUUAGUGGUAUUGCUACCAUUCCAAUUGAGUCUAUUGGCAUCGUUUGUAAUUUACUAAUAACACUAACUCCUGAUUGUACUAUAUAUGAGGAUUUUGUAGUCAUGAAAUAUUCCAAGCCAAUGUUAAUAUUUUCAAACCAACUUCUCAAGAAAUAUGAAUGUGUUAUUGAUUGGAAUAAUGAUAAAAUGAAGAUUCAUCACAAUAGAAAGGAACACAUUUUUUCUGUAACUAUGUAUAAGGUAAAGAAUAAGCUCGAAGUAAAUUAUGCUACUGCAACUCAAGAUAGCCUAUAUAACGAGGAUACUAUUACAUCUAAGCCUUUGGUAUCUAAUGAAAUUUCACAGGAAGUAGAUAGUGAUAAGGAUGACAGUAUACCAUUUGAUGAGUGGUGUGCUUCUGCAGAUUUUAGCUUAGAUUCUGUCAAUUUAACUUUAGCAAAGCAAGCACCAAAAGUGCUAAAAAAAAAUGCAUGA